ACCUGUACGUGUUUGCAGCGAUCAAACGCUGCUGUAUAGUUUUUUCUCCUGCUACGUUUUUUAUAUAAACAAAUCUUAAUGUUUACCCCGAGACUCGUUCUGAAUUCUAAUUAAAGUUAACGAAUUUUCCAACAAUAAAGAGAGUGACGAGUCAUGAUGGACCUGCUGUUCGCGCCGGGCGACCGUAUCCUUGACAUCUGAAUCUGCAGGAGUCUGAGAGUGGGAACAUAAUAUUAAGUAAGAGUAGCUCAGAUUGCGAAAUUGUUUUGCGGUGUCUGUGUGUUACCGGUCUAGGAGUUCGGUAUGAUUGGAACAACUAUAGCAAAGGCUGUGAUAUUCCUCGUACUAGCCCUUGCCCUGACAUCUGUCUCGGGCAGUCCGACCUUGUUCAAGAAAUUUGGAGGUUACGGAGGUGGCUACGGUGGAGGCUACGGUGGAGGUUACGGAGGAGGUUACGGAGGGGGAUAUAGCGGAGGUCAUGGUGGAGGAUACUAUUCAAGGCCGGCUACUGUGAUAGUGGUCAAAAAGGUGUAUAGCAGCGGAUAUGGAGGAGGACACUCGGGAGGUUACGGAGGACAUUACGGAGGCGGUCAUGGAGGAGGUUUAGGUUAUGGACGUGGUGGGGGUUACGGAGGUGGGGGCGGAGGAGGAGGUGGCGGUGGAGGUGGCGGAGGAGGUGGAGGCGGAUUUGGAGGAGGCUUUGGUUUUGGAGGUGGAUAUGGCGGAGGCUGGGGAAAAUAAUAUAUGUACUUUAGUAUGUAAGAAGAAAUUU
This is a messenger RNA of Sitophilus oryzae (rice weevil), 772 nucleotides long. Its product is annotated as glycine-rich cell wall structural protein 1.8-like. NCBI's taxonomy places the organism in Eukaryota, Metazoa, Arthropoda, Insecta, Coleoptera, Curculionidae. The record is from RefSeq and is a predicted model, not a curated record. The transcript has 3 exons. The coding region runs from base 304 to 741 and encodes 145 amino acids.